Messenger RNA from Leguminivora glycinivorella, 1116 nucleotides. RefSeq lists its product as uncharacterized. Lineage: Eukaryota; Metazoa; Arthropoda; Insecta; Lepidoptera; Tortricidae. The transcript is spliced from 7 exons. The coding region runs from base 1 to 1116 and encodes 371 amino acids. The record is from RefSeq and is a predicted model, not a curated record.
AUGUCUCUAGAGACUGCCGCCUCGCGAGGCAAUUUACUCAAGAGGCAGCUCGCCCUGAAGGCGAGGCGAGGUUUCCUGCCGAAUCUACUGCGUCACCUGCAGACUUCAGCUGUGCUUGACGCGCUCAAGUGCUUCAUACGGCUCAACGACCUCUUCAACAAGCUCAUUAUGGAGUGGCUAGAAGAGCAUCAGUUCCUGGAAGCCCUGAUCGCGAUCAUCUGCGGCUCGUACGAACCGCCGCCGCUUGCGCCGCGCGCGCCGCCCUGCGAUCUAGAAAAAGGACAACAGGAGGAGAGUGAGAAAGCGGAAAAGGAGGCCGUUGAGAAGGGAGACCUGGACUCGCAGGAUAAAGAAGUUCGAGAAGACCCACCAUCCGAGCAGGCGACGGGCGACAACGCACAGGCGGAAGCGGAGGUGGAGGCGAAAGCGGAGCGGGCGGCGGAGCGCGUCCGCGCCGUCGCCGCCGCCAACGCCGCCGCUCUGCUCACUGACAUCAUCCUCACUGGCUGCGCGGCGGAUUACAGCCAGGUCUCGCCUGCUGGGAAUACAAGUUCCGUCGGCCGGUCCCGCACCGCCCAAGCGCUGGUGGCGCGCGUGACGUCACCGCAAGGCGUCGGCGCGCUGCUGCAGGGCAUGUUCACGAGCCCCGCGCCCGCCAGGCGACACGCGCUAGUCCACGGAGCCAGGCUACUACUCGCUAUGCGGGAGGAUUUUGAUUACAAUUCUGAGGGUGGUUCUGGGACCAGCACACGAAACGGCGUGGAGUUGGCUGUGGCACCGCAUUUGCCGCUCCUACACACAGCGCUAUUGCAGCCGCCCGAACCUUAUAUACACGAGCCGUCAUCGUGGGAAGCGCCGACGGACGGCGGCGGGGGCGCUGCCGCGGCGUGCGGCGACGCGCCCGCCGUGCCAGCCGCGCCCGUCACCACCGAGCUGCCCGCGCCCGAGCGCGAGCACGAGCCUCCGCCCGCGUCCGCGCACCCGUCGAGGCACCCGAGCGAGCAGCCGAGGCAACCGACAAUAAACAACAGCCGACCGCUGCGGAAGGAGCACGGAGGCGCCGAAACCGCCUCCCGCUCCGAGAGUGGCGGUGGGCGCGGCGCGACUACAGGUUAA